Molecule: messenger RNA, 2444 nt
Organism: Stegastes partitus (bicolor damselfish)
Lineage: Eukaryota; Metazoa; Chordata; Actinopteri; Pomacentridae
Gene: rnf168
Product: ring finger protein 168
Exons: 7
Coding region: 1-1275 (424 amino acids)
Biological process (GO): double-strand break repair
Cellular component (GO): nucleus; site of double-strand break
Molecular function (GO): ubiquitin-protein transferase activity; nucleosome binding
Source: RefSeq, a predicted model, not a curated record
AUGUUUAUUGGUGCUCAUUGUGUUACUGUGUUGUGUGUCUGUGUGCGGCAGGGCUGCUUCCUGGAGUCGGUGGAUAAGGCCACGCUGUGCUGCCCUCUGUGCAGAAGAAGAGUCUCCACGUGGGCUCGGCUGAACAGCAGGAACAACUCUCUGGUGAACCAGCAGCUGUGGCAGCAGAUCCAGAACUUGUUUCCUCUGCAGUGUCAGCGCCGCCUCAGCGGGCAGGACGCCGUGGACGACGACCGCCCAGUGUCGGAGUGUUUUCAUCGACUCAGUGAACCUGGAGAGCUGCGGCAGGAAUACGAGGACCAGAUCACCAAACUGACGGAGGAGAAACGAGUUCUGGAGGAGCAGCAGAGGAGAGCCAGUGAGGAUCUGAUCCAGAUGAUGCUGGAGGAGGAGCAACAGCUGCUGCAGGAGGAGACCAGGAGGAGGCAGGAGGAUGAGAGGCUGGCCAGGCUGCUCAGUAACCAGCUGAACUCUCCUCCCGUCUCCCAGCAGAGCCUUCGUCCCGGUGAUGUGACUCCGGCCCAGAAGAAGAAGGAGGUGGGACAGAUCGAGCGGUUCCUGUGUCCUCGGGCUCCGCCCACCUGCAGCUUUCAGUCCAAUAAGGAGAACAUCCUGGUCUCUGAGGCUGAGCGGCAGGCAGAGCGCCCCCUACCUCACCUCGACUAUUAUGGACCUCAGACGGAGCUCCGCCUCCCACAGGAGGAUCACCUGAUUGCACUGGGAGGACCCUCAUUGGCCAAGAGGAAAAACUCCGAGCUGGACACCACAGAUGAGGAGGAGAAUGAUGUCACCAAACGAAGGCGCUACCCGUCGUCUCUGGGGAUGGGACUGGGAUUGCAGAGCGCCACCGAGCGAGAGGCGGAGCUUCAGGGCCGAUGGCGGCAGGAGGAGGAGGACCGGAGGCUGGCUCUGCUGCUGCAGAAGGAGCUUGACAAGGAGGAGAGACAAAAGGCCACCGACAGACGCAAAGGGUCCGCCAACGCCCACCUGCUCCGGCAGCGGCCAGAGACAAGCGAGGAGGCCGCCAGCAGCUCCAGUACCAAGACUCCGAAGACCUCCUCGUCCUCCAGCACAGUCUCCAGGAGGGUGGAGGCCGCCGGCAGCUCCGGUACCAAGACUCCGAAGACCUCCUCGUCCUCCAGCACAGUCUCCAUGAGGGAGGAGGCCGCCGGCAGCUCUGGCGCCUCUCAGAAGACAUUGAUCUCGUCCUGCAGAGGCAGGAAACAGACCACCCUGACAGAGAUGUUCUCCAGUCUGAGCAGCUGAGCCUCCCUCUGUCGAAGCCUCUCUCUACCCUCAUAGCUGGUUUCACUUCCUGUUUCUGCUGUAAACAGUCCUGAAGUCGACACACAGACACAAAUCUGCUUUUUAUGGCCAGAAGUAUGUGGACACUGCCUCCAUAUGUGGUCAUGAGACUGUGCAGCUGUCCACAUACUUUUGGCCACAUGAAAGCAGUAAAGGUGACCGCUGCACCGCUGAGCGUCCAGCAGGGGGAGUGGCUGUAAAGAGUUUCAUGUGAAUCUGCCCUGUGCCACCUCUCAGCGUUGUCCAGCUUAGCAGAGCAGAUAACCGGUUGGUCAGGGAGGGGCCGGGGCCAGCAGCUGCUCAGCUUCAUUCACACUUCAUUACACGUUUACGCGACAGUGAAACAGAACAGAACCAGAACCAGUACUUAUGGAGUCGUGGAGGAAUCAACCAGACAUUUGUCAAUUUGAUUCAUCUGCUGAGAAGGACUCCACAAAUCCUGAACUGCUGGAGAAUCACCGCCAGCUGAUCAGAUCUGCUGCUGCACGUUACCUGCUGAGAAGAGCUGGAGUCUGGUUGGUCACAUGUUCACUGAUGUUUCCACCUGAGCAGGAGAUGUCUCAGACUCCUCUCCUUCUCCUCACCUGUGUCCUCCCUCCCUCCUGGUCCCCCUUUGUUGCAGUUUUGACGGUUUCUUAUUCAAAUAUAAUAAAAAGUUUGAAAGGACAAACGUGUAAAAUGUUUCAGAUGUUCAAAUCAUAAAAUACUGAGUUUGACCAAAUCAAGAUGUUCUGUGUUUCUUUGUGCUUCUUGAUGCUGAUGCUCAGGUUCUGUAGACCUGCUGUCAGACUUCUUUAGGAGGGUCUGGACCGACCAGAACCCUUCAACAUGAGCUCUGGUUCCAGCCCUGAGCGACAGACAGAGGCUUAUUGGAGAUGGUUUCGGAUCAGUACCACACAAACACUGGUGCAGAAUCAGCUAUAAAUUCUGUUUAAGGUCCACAUGUCCUUCAACGCUGCUGGGAUCAGACUGACAAGCAAACUAAUGUACUGGACGAACGGAACCAACCGCCAAACCUACUGGACUAACGGAAUCAGCCACUGGAAACAGAACAGAACCACUGUGGCCUUAAUGUCACAUGACAUGAUUUUAUUGGCUGUUCAAUAAAGCACGUUGAGCAGCAACACAAA